AAUUCGAAGAAUAAUGUCGACGCGCAGCGUAAUGAUCACGGAUCUGGACCAGACGGAUGAUAGUCAGCCGGAGCAGCAGCGUGAGCCGGAACAACCGAAGCGACAACGCAAGGUGCUGCAGACGAUAUCAGGGAACUUCAAUCGCAGAUCACGCAGUGUGGACUGCCAGGUGGAGGUGAGAAACAAGCAGGAGACGCAGCCGGGCAGCAGCGGCAAAAAGAAGCAGCAGGAACGCACGCUCAAUGGAGUGUUGCAGGCCAAGGACCAGCAGUUGGAGCAACUGCUCCAGCGUCUGUCGACGGUCCACAACUACAACGAGAGAUUUGCGGCUGAGAAUGAACAGCUGCGCGAGCAUAGUGCCCAGCUGGAACGUCGUCUGGCAGCGAGUCAACAGCAGGUGGCCAAUUGCGCCCGCUGCCAACAGCUGACCCAGAAGCUAGGGGUGAGCAUUGGCCAGAACAAGAAGCUAAUCAGCGAUGUGGAAAUGCUAAAGACGCUGGUCUUUAGGCUGAAUGUGCAAAUCGAAUCCUAUCAGGAUCAAAUGCAGCAACGGAAUAGGGAGGGAGACGAAUCGGCAGCGGGUGUAGCUACAGCUAGCCACAGUAUUAACCAAUCCGAGUGGACAGCACUGCCUGCCCAGACACUGGCUCCGCUGCUGGCUGCUUAUGAUGAGAGUCUGCGUGAUAAGGACGCUUUGAUUGCCCAGUACGGAGCCGAUUUCGACCACUUUACGGCGGAAUUGAAGCGAGCAUUGGAGGAGAACACGCGGCUGCUGCAGGCGCAGGAGUCGCUGAAGCGAGAUUUGGGCAGCUGGCGGGAGGAGCGCACAUGCCUGCAGGCACAACUGGGCGUCUGCCGCGACAAGGCCGAGACACAGAUACGCAAAACCGAUCUGGCCAAGGAAAAGCUUGUUGAGGUGAUGCAUUGCUAUGAGCAGCGCGUCCAGACCCUAAUGCUGGACAUGGACCAUCUGCAGGCUGCAUAUGCACGCACCAAAUCCGAGUUGGCGGCACUGAAGAGUGCAGCCCAUGCGCAGGCAUCCACGCCCGACGCGGAGGCAGUACAGCAGUGCAAGGCGCUGCUGGAGCAGCUCAAGCUGGAGCAUGCACGGGACCAAGAUGCCCUGCAGACUCAGCUGGCCACGAGCGGCAACACCGCUGAGCAAAUGCAACAGAAGGCGGUGGCGUUGCAACGCAGUACAGAGAAGGCAAAACAUGCCCGGGAUCGACUGAAGGCGCGUCUACGUAUUGCCCUUCAAUGGGCGCAAAAGCUUGAGGCUGGUAAUGCGGAGAUGCGCGACACCUACGAUGCAGUCCGUCGUCUCGAGGUGCUGGUCAAGCACAAGGAGUCGCAGCUGCGCGGCCUGCACGCGCGGAAUCUGGAGGAGCUGGAGAAAAUGCGGCGCAAGCUAGAGCAAAAGGAUGAGACAAUAAAAACGCUGCUGCGUGGUAAAAUGGAGCGACGACCAGCAGUAGAUUAA
Messenger RNA from Scaptodrosophila lebanonensis, 1480 nucleotides. It is a transcript of the gene Cep89, whose product is annotated as protein Cep89 homolog. The coding region runs from base 14 to 1480 and encodes 488 amino acids. The transcript has 3 exons. Lineage: Eukaryota; Metazoa; Arthropoda; Insecta; Diptera; Drosophilidae. Gene Ontology annotation, biological process: cilium assembly; mitochondrion organization; chemical synaptic transmission. Gene Ontology annotation, cellular component: centriole; ciliary transition fiber. The record is from RefSeq and is a predicted model, not a curated record.